Molecule: messenger RNA, 2589 nt
Organism: Anthostomella pinea
Lineage: Eukaryota; Fungi; Ascomycota; Sordariomycetes; Xylariales; Xylariaceae
Source: the annotation of a GenBank genome assembly
AUGGCGACUGCGACCAUCACCAUCACGGACGACCUCGGUCUCAUCAAGCCCGAGUCGUCCGGCCAUGUAGACCUCGGUGGCAUCUACCACACGCGCAGCCGGUCGCGUGCCCGCCGAGCUGGCGACCGCCGCAGUACUUCUCAGGAGCGUCGCGGUGAGGAGGCCGAAGACCUCGACGACGGCGGGGAAUGGCACCGCGACGACCACAAGAAGAAGCAGGUAACUUCCUGUGUCAUUUGCUCCAUGGCCUUUGCUGACUGGCUGCUUCAAGGCUGGCGUACCAGUCUACUGGUGCCAUCUAUGGUGAUAUUGGAACCAGGUGAGGCUUCAUAUGACCCAGAAUCACCUGACCAGAGUACCGCUUUCAUGAUUCUGACGUUCCACAUCAGUCCCCUCUACGUGUUUUCGAGUACCUUUACCGAGAAUCCUACGCAGAAUGACCUCCUGCAGGUUCUCUCCGUCAUUAUCUGGUCUCUCACUAUUAUGGUGACGCUGAAAUACGUCCUCGUUGUUUUGCAUGCCGAUAACCAAGGCGAAGGAGGCACCUUCAGUUGUUACUCGCUGCUCGCACGCUAUGCCAACAUCAGGGACCGUGACCCGCGCGAGCAAACCACAGUCAAGAUGGAACGGCAUAACACGCAGGAUCUCAGACCUAGCAAUCGGAAAGUCCGUCGGAGACUCGAGAAGAGUAUGUUCACGCGCGGUUUACUGCAGAUCAUUGGGGUGCUCGCCGUGUGCAUGGUCAUCGCCGACGGCAUCCUCACCCCGGCCCAGUCCGUCCUCGGUGCCGUACAGGGUCUAUCGGUCGUCAGUCCAAAUAUCACCAGCCCAACAGUGGUCUCACCAAGCUCGCCAGUGUCUUCGCCCCCAUCGUCAUCCUCUGGCUGGCCUUCAACGCGGGAUUCGGCAUCUACAACCCUGGUCAAAUUCGACCACUCCGUGCUGAAAGCGUUCUCGCCCUACUACGCCAUCCACUUCUUCAUGGACAAGAAGACGCAGGCUUGGAAGAUGCUUGGCGGCAUUCUGCUUGCUUUCACCGGCGUCGAGGCUCUGUUUGCGGAUCUGGGCGCGUUCAGCAUGCGGGCCAUACAGAUCAGCUGGCUCGGCUGGUGCUAUCCGUCUUUGCUACUGGCCUAUAUCGGACAGGCUGCGUACAUCAGUGUCCACCCUGAUGCCUGGUCAAAUCCUUUCUACAACUCUGUUCCUCCGGGAAUGUUGUACCCUAGCCUCGUUGUUGGUAUUCUGGCGGCCAUUGUUGCAUCUCAGGCUAUGAUCACGGCGGUCUUUCAGCUUAUUAGCCAGCUCAUGAAACUGUCGUACUGUCCACAGGUGAAGAUUGUGCACACGUCAACCAAGUUCCAUGGGCAGCUCUAUGUGCCCUUCGUGAACUGGAUUCUCAUGCUUGGCACCAUUCUGGUCACUGCCGUAUACUCUAACACGACUCGUCUUGGAAACGCUUAUGGCGUCUGCGUCAUGUUCGUGACGUUCUUCGACACGUGCAUGGUCACGCUCGUCGCCCUCAUCGUCUGGCGCCUGCCGCCCUACCUCGUCUGCAUCCCCUGGCUUAUUUUUGCCACCGUAGACUGCCUUUACCUCUCCUCGGCGUUGACCAAAGUCCCCGACGGUGCCUGGUUCACCAUCACCAUCGCCGGGAUCCUUGCGGGCAUUUUCCUCCUCUGGCGCUUCGGCAAGGAGAACCAAUGGCGCGCCGAGGCCGAGGACCGGUUCCGCCCCGCCCAGUUGGUGACAAAGGACGGACAGGGCCGGCUCGCGCUCACGUCACGCUGGGGAGGCGGUCUCGUGUCGCAGAUUCGUGGCUUCGCUAUCUACUUUGAUAAGACGGGUGUGCUGACGCCGAUGGUGUUCACCCAAUUCGUCAGCAAGUUCGGCGCCGUGCCUGACGUAAUGGUCUUCUUUCACCUGCACCCUGUCGAAGAACCGUCCGUGGCCCCGGACGAGCGGUAUGCCAUCUCGCGGCUGGGCGCUAUCCCCGGCUGCUAUCGUCUGAUUAUACGUCAUGGAUUUAUGGACGAGGUUAUCACGCCGGAUCUGGCGGCCCUGAUCUACGAGCAGUUGCGCAACUUUGUGAUUCGCCAGGCUGGCGCACGCGGACUGCCCGAGCAGGUCAGGGGAGAUGAUGGGGAUGGUGACGAGGCUAGGACCUCGGGACACGAUGCGGAGACAGCGGGUCAGGACGGUCAACUGAAAACCACUGCCGCGGCCCUCUCGGCGCGCGAGAAGAGCGAGGGCGACAACAGCAGCGGCAGCGGGCACACCCCCGAGCCCAGCAGCAGCACCGACGUCGACGACCAGGAGAAAGGCAAGCAGCGCCAAGCGGCGCAGCUGCCGCCCGAGCUCUCGGACGCCAAAGUCAAGGCCGAGCUCGCGCGCCUCGACCGCGCCUUCGCGACAAAGGUCAUGUACGUGGUCGGCAAGGAGCAGAUGAAGAUCAAGCUCGGCACGUCGCUGGUCCGCCGCUUCGUGCUGAUGACGUUCCUGUGGAUCCGCGACAACACGCGCGCCAAGAUUGCGAACCUACGCCUGGCGAUGGACAGGGUGGUCGAGGUGGGCUUUGUCAAGGAGAUAUAG